Molecule: messenger RNA, 515 nt
Organism: Ilex paraguariensis (yerba mate)
Lineage: Eukaryota; Viridiplantae; Streptophyta; Magnoliopsida; Aquifoliales; Aquifoliaceae
Source: the annotation of a GenBank genome assembly
AUGGUCAAGACAGACGUCUGUUAUACUUUUUCCAAAAGAUGGUCACUGAUUGCUGGGAGAUUGCCAGGACGUACGGACAAUGAAGUGAAGAACUACUGGAACUCUCAUCUGAGCAGAAAACUUGAGAAUAUGGGAAUCGAUCCGAAUAAUCAUCGUAUAAACCACAGUUCUUCUCGAAGUCCAUGUGUCUCUAAUAGUUCGACAUUAAUGUCUGCUUCGAAAAGCCAUGAAUGCAAACGUGUAAAAUUUCAGGUUAAUAAUGAUCAUGUCUCAGAUGCUGCAAGCUUAUUGGAGGAUGAUGACCCACGAGGAGGCUUGCCUGAUCUGAACCUUGGUCUCACCAUGAACGAGACCUGCAAUUCAAUUGCUGCCAUUGAUGAGGAGAGAGAACCAGAGUCUACAUCAAAGGGACUUGAACAUGGUCCAUCUUCUACACUUCUUUUUAGGUGAUACAAUUAUUUUGUAAAAAAUAUGGAGAUAAUUUCUUUGUGUGAAUUGUAUCUUAACCUUCAAAG